UAAAUCCAAUCUCCCGCGUUCCAAGUUAAGCGGAAAUAGAAAUCCUUCUUUUCUCUAUUUAAGCGCGCCAACAAAGGCUGUCCUAUAAGGUCUGUCUGUACUUUAUUCGCGGAAUAACAGACCGUUGUUUAUUGUCCUUUCCCGGCGUUUUUACUGCCUUUCUGAAGAUAUGCCAGAGGAAACGUCUGUCGCGUCGAGCUCUGAGAGUGCAGAGGAGAAGCCAUGCUCAUCGACAGCUGCUGCAGCAGGCAGCUCAGUUGAAGUUAUGGAGGAGGCAAAGAAACUGAUUGGCACAGGGAAAAGGCAUCUGGUGAUGGGGGAUGUUGUUUCUGCUGUCAGUGUUUUCCAGGAGGCCUGCAGCAUGCUGGCUGAAAAAUAUGGGGACACUGCAGAUGAGUGUGGCGAGGCCUUCUUCCUUUGUGGGAAAUCUCUAUUGGAACUUGCCAGGAUGGAGAACAGUGUCCUUGGUAAUGCCCUGGAGGGAGUCCCAGAAGAAUCGGAGGAAGAGGAGCAGCCCAGCAGCUCAAAUGUUGAGAGUGCAGACAACCUUGAUGAUGAUGACGACGAUGAUGAUGACGACGACGAUGAUGAAGAUGGAGAGAAAAAUGGGCAAGAUAAGGAAGAAGAGGAAGUUGGGAAUUUGCAGUUGGCAUGGGAAAUGCUAGAAGUAGCUAAAGUCAUCUACAAAAGAAAGGAAAGCAAAGAGGAUCAGCUAAUGGCAGCCCAGGCGUAUCUGAAACUUGGAGAAGUCAGUGCUGAAUCAGGUAACUAUCCUCAGGCACUUGAUGACUUCCAGGAGUGUCUUGCCCUGCAGCUGAAACACUUGCCUCCCCACAGUCGUCUGUUGGCUGAGACCCACUACCACGUUGCUACUACGCUCUGCUAUAUGGAUCAGUACAGCCAGGCCAUCCAGCACUACAACAGCUCCAUAAAGGUCAUUGAGACCCGUUUGGCCAUGCUGCAGGAGGUGAUCAAUGCAGCCGAAGGAGCGGAUGGAGCAGCAGAGGAGAAAAAUGAGCUGGACGAGCUGAAGCUGCUUUUGCCUGACAUCCGGGAAAAAGUGGAGGAUGCCAAGGAAAGCCAGAAAACAGCCAGCGCUGCCUCACAGGCCAUCCAGCAGACACUAGGUGGUGCAUCAACUUCAUCAGCAUUCCUUUGUGAAAAUGGCAGUACUUCAUCGGCAGCUUUUGCAACAACCAGCCAGGUUCCAGUUAAACCUGAGAGUGCCUCAUCUUCCAAAGCAGUCUCUGACAUCUCUCACCUCGUCAGGAAAAAGAGGAAACCAGAGGACGAGAGCCCAGUAAAGGACACUGAUGCUAAACAAGCGAAACAGGAAGCCACAGUUAAUGGCAGCGGUGACUCUAGUGCCAGCAACGGCAAUGGAGUCCAGGAGGGGAAAUCACAGGAGUCUACCACCCAGUCUGCAUCUGUCGAGUCCCCGGCGUGACUGUCUUCACCUCUUUACUGAUCUCAGAAACCAGCACAUCAUGCCUGUCCAGCCCCUAUACACCUUUCAGCACUCUUGUUUCUGUAAAUAAGAUCCAUUUUCAUAGAUUGUCUGUCAAGUUUUUGUAUACUUGUAGUAAAAAUAAAGAAUCUGCAAAUGUAA
Messenger RNA from Pelmatolapia mariae (spotted tilapia), 1609 nucleotides. RefSeq names its product nuclear autoantigenic sperm protein (histone-binding) (gene nasp). Bases 170 to 1447 code for a protein of 425 amino acids. Gene Ontology annotation, biological process: CENP-A containing chromatin assembly; DNA replication-dependent chromatin assembly. NCBI's taxonomy places the organism in Eukaryota, Metazoa, Chordata, Actinopteri, Cichliformes, Cichlidae. The record is from RefSeq and is a predicted model, not a curated record. Gene Ontology annotation, cellular component: nucleoplasm. Gene Ontology annotation, molecular function: histone binding. The transcript is spliced from 14 exons.